CUUGCUCUCCUCCCUCUACUAGCCCCUUCCUCCAUCCCUCAUCCACCCUCUUUCUCUCUCCCUUUUUCUCUCUCCCUCCUCGCUCUCCCUUCCCUCCCCUCCUCCCUCCCAGGUUGACUUGAUCCAGUUGUUUCUCUGAAUCCAGCGGUGUUCUCUCGUCUCUCUCUCACACACAAGAUGUCGUGGACACAAGUGAUCUUCGUCUCCCUUUGCGCCACCGUCCUCAUCCUCUCUUUGUCCAGUGGGACGGACAGUGCCAGAGUGCCGGGCGCUGCCAAGGCCAUGGUACCAAAAGGCUCAGCCCGGGGGGUCUUCAUGCCCGAGGCGGACGCCUCCACCUUCUUCAAGAGCCGCGGCCGCCGCUCCACGCGCCACCAGGCUGAGCUGCACGCUGAGCAGCGGGUGAAGAAGGCCGCCAAGGCACGCAGGAUAGAGCUCAUCGAAGAGCAGAGGCACAAGUACGAGAACUAUGUCGAGGAGGUGCACGACGAGCAAAACGAAAGGACACGAGAGACCACCGAACAGUAUCGGGAGUACCAGUACGACGGACAGUACCCCCGCUAUGACUGGCACGACUGAAGCUGAGCGCGCUCAAUGGCUUCAGAAGGGGCGGGGCUAGAUCCUCCUCGAACCCAUCAAUCAUCGAAAAGAGUGACGGAACGACAGAGGCAACUGUUAAAUCCCGGUCCGAGUCUGAAACUCUACACUAACAUACUGCGUAGUUGGUUGAGUAUAAGGUAGUGUGUCUGAAAUCCUAUUUAAUCAUAUUAUGCAAAAAAAGUAUACUCAAAGUACCCGGCUGGUGUACUAUUUCUGAGGCAGAUCGAUCGUAGUGUGCAAACUGUGGACACUAGUUGAUUGAUAACCCUUUUGCAUUUUAAAAAGAGGACAACCGUCCAAACCGAAACAUCUUGAUGUUUUACUAACCACUAAAACCCCUAGACUAGACCAGCAACAGAAAGCCAUACCAUUGGGGAAUGGAGUAUUUAUAUCCCGUUUAAAGUAAGCAAAUGCUCAAUUCAAAUCGUAUUGAUAAGUAUUGACAAUUUUUUACCAAAUUUUGAGCAAAUAAAAUAAAUUGUUGUGAUCACA
Molecule: messenger RNA, 1092 nt
Organism: Gadus morhua (Atlantic cod)
Lineage: Eukaryota; Metazoa; Chordata; Actinopteri; Gadiformes; Gadidae
Gene: ucmaa
Product: upper zone of growth plate and cartilage matrix associated a
Exons: 5
Coding region: 178-579 (133 amino acids)
Biological process (GO): regulation of osteoblast differentiation; embryonic skeletal system development
Cellular component (GO): extracellular matrix
Source: RefSeq, a predicted model, not a curated record